Molecule: messenger RNA, 3725 nt
Organism: Metopolophium dirhodum (rose-grain aphid)
Lineage: Eukaryota; Metazoa; Arthropoda; Insecta; Hemiptera; Aphididae
Gene: Hira
Product: protein HIRA homolog
Exons: 2
Coding region: 885-3578 (897 amino acids)
Biological process (GO): DNA-templated transcription; chromatin remodeling; regulation of DNA-templated transcription
Cellular component (GO): nucleus; HIR complex
Molecular function (GO): nucleosome binding; protein binding
Source: RefSeq, a predicted model, not a curated record
CUUAUUGUUAUACGCUGAUUUUGAAACUUCCUUAGCCUAUAACUUCAAAACGAAGUCCGGCUAUCAAAUUUUGAUUGCACCAUUGUUCUUAUUUUCUUAACUCGUUGAAGUACAUAAGUUUCGAAAAAAUAAAAAUAUCAAUAUUCGUAUAAGGCGCACCAAACUAUAGAGUGAUGCGCGAAUGCGUAAAAAUAACGAACUUCAUUAGGUUAUAACACAAAAACUAAGUCCGGCCGCCAAAUUCUGACUUCACCAUCGUUUUCAGAAUAGUUAACUACACAAGUCUGCAACAAAGAAAAUUUAAAAAAAAGGUUUCCGGUAAAGUAACAAAAUAUCUAUAUGUAUAUCGUAUAUGUAUAUUUAUGCUGGGUCGCAUAAACAAUUUAUUACAUUUAAUGGACCAAUCGUGGGCUACUAAAUCUUGUUUAAGGGACCAUUAGCUCAUUGUUUCAUUAAAUGUUUUGUACUUUUGUGAAACCCGGCAUAAAUAUUUCAAAAAAAUAAUAUUUAAUAAUUUAAUAUAAUUAAUAUUGUUGUUUUAAAUGUCUUUAGGAUAUUCUCAUAUAAGUAUUCCUUAAAUCGUGCUCUGUGGGCGGGAUAAAACGGGUUUAGUGGUUGUAGUUACGAACAAUACCGACGUGCAUGAUGUCCGUAACGUUGCGUUGACGGAAACGAAUAACAAAAACAUGAAUUCCCGGUAAAAAAAAAUAAAAUAUUAAAGUACAAGAGGCAAGAGACGAUUGACGAAAGGAUAAUAAAUAAAAAAUCUUUUCGCUUUUUAACUUUCUUACAAGUUCCUACUUACAAUAUGCCAUUUAAAUUGUUAACUAUGAACGGAUUUAGUGUAAAGAAAAAAUUGUGAACAAAACCCGCCAUCCUACACGAUGAUUAUUCUAAAACCGUCAUGGAUAUCUCACAAUGGUAUGCCCAUAUUUUCGAUCGACAUUCAUCCAGACGGUACUCGUCUGGCCACCGGUGGCCAGGGCCGCGACUCUGGACUGGUCAUGCUAUGGAACACAGCCGCAGUGCUGGACGAAAACAGCGAAAACGACGAGAACGUUCCAAAAAUGUUAUGCCAGGUUGACAGCCAUUUAGCAAGUGUCAAUUGCGUUCGAUGGAGUCACUCGGGCAAAUUUUUGGCGUCUGGUGGGGACGAUAAAAUCAUCAUGGUGUGGACAUUGAGCAAAUAUCCUAAUAGUGGAAACAUUGUAUUUGGCACCAAAAAUAUUGUUAAUAUCGAAACGUGGAAAUGUAUGUUCACUUUACGUUCACACUCAGGUGAUAUACUCGAUCUUGCGUGGUCACCCCAUGACUCAUAUCUAGCAUCAUGUUCAGUGGACAACACAAUUAUCAUAUGGGAUGCUCAAAAAUUUCCAUCUAUCCAUAAAGUUCUUUCUGGACAUACUGGUCUGGUAAAAGGAGUUUCUUGGGACCCAAUCGGUAAAUAUAUUUCUUCACAGUCAGACGAUAGAACUUUAAGGAUAUGGAGAACAUCUGAUUGGAAAACAGAUACUAUUGUUACGACUCCCUUUAAGGACUGUGGUGGAAAUACAUCUGUACUACGGCAUAGCUGGUCUCCAGACGGCCAAUACUUAGUAUCGGCUCAUGCCAUGAACAACAAUGGUCCUGUAGCUAAAGUUAUUGAAAGAGAUGGUUGGACAUAUGAGAAAGAUUAUGUAGGACAUAGAAAAGCCGUAAAUUGUGUGAGAUUUAGUAAUUCAAUAAUGGAGCGUAAAAUUGGUAAGAAGAGUCAUCAUAUGUGUUUAUGUGCUGUUGGUUCGAGGGAUACAAAUGUAUCAGUAUGGCAAACAGGAUUAAAAAGGCCAGUUGUAGUUCUUGAAAGUUUAUUUCAAGGUCCUGUGUUAGAUUUAUCUUGGUCAGCAAAUGGAUUAAACCUGUAUGCUUGUUCAUAUGAUGGAACCAUAGCAAUAUUAAUAUUUGAUCCAAAAGAUAUUGGAAAAGCACUUAGUAAUCAAGAUAAAAAUAUAAUUUUUGAAAAAAUGUAUGGUAUCUCACCUUUAGAACGCCACAAUAACAAUUUACUUAUAGAAAAUCCAGCAAUACUAAAAAUGAAUGGUAUACAACAGUCAGAAGUCCAAGAGGUUGACCCUAAAAAAGAAAUAAAACAGCCUUCUCCAAAUGUAAUUAAACCUUUACCACCGAUUUUGAAAAAACAAAUUGAAACUCGCACAUCUGAUGGACGUAGACGUAUUACACCCAUUUUUAUACCACCAACACCUGAUAAUGCAGAAGAAAUUAAUGUCUUACCGUUUUCGUCAUCUAGUGAGUGUAAAAGUCAAGUAGUUGUUGAAAGAGUGAAUAAUAUAAUUGAACCUAAUAUAAGCAACAGUUGCAGUAACUUUAGUCAAGAAUCUCAAACUCCAACAAUUAUUGAUUCAACAAUACCAAGAAGCACUCCUACAUCUGUUUUACAAAUAUCUCCCACUAGAGGAGAAUCUAAGAAAAGGCCAGAACCCGUAGCAUUAAUAUCAAAUUUAUUUUCCACUAAAAAAAUUAAAUUUAAUAAUUUGGAAGAUAAUGACAUUUCAUCAGAUGUCCGACCUAAUUUUGAUCAAACUACAAUGCAAAAAAGAAAAUUCACUAUUUCGAACUUAUGCACUGAUAGAGUUGUUGUAGAAAACGAUAAAUGUAAAACAAUAAAUGGGACUAUUUCUAAAAUGAAAGUCUAUAGUAAUAAUUUAGUUGCUUGGGAAAAAGUGUUCAGUUCAAGUGUAGUAAAAUAUUGUACUAAUAAAACUUUAUCAUUAAUAGUUGUGGCAUUAAGUGAUUGUACUAUUCAUGUGAUAGGAUCAAAAAAUGGAUCAUUAAUAUGUCCUCCCUAUGUACUAUCGUCUUUAGUAACGUCUAUUAGUUCCAAUAAUCACUACUUAUUAUGUAUGACACAAAAUUCUCUUUCUGUUUGGAACAUAUACAAACAAGAAUGUGUCUUAUAUGAAGAAAAACUCAACAUAUUGGUUUGUUCAAAUAAAAAUAAGCCAGUAAAUGUACAAAAAUGUAUGUUGACUGAAAAUGGAACGUCAAUCAUCACAUUAACUACUGGUAAAUCAUAUAUGUUUUCUAUAAGUGCCAAAUGUUGGAUGAUGAUUGGGGAUAGUGGAGAUAGUAUAUAUUCAAAUUCUUCUCAAAAAAAUAAACACAAUGGUUUAAAUAAAACUAGUGGCAAGUAUCCACUGAGUGUCAUGCAAGCAUAUUCUUCAAAGUAUAAAUCAAACUUAGAUUUUAAGGACACUGAAGGGAUAAGUGAAUUGUGUUCAAAAUCAUUUUUGGAACAACAGAUGUCGGCAGCUUUAGCUUUGGAGUCUGAUAAAGAGUACAAAUAUUGGUUAAUGGCUUACGUAUCCUUUUUAAUUGAAAGAGAAGACAAUGAUCGAUUAAGAUAUUUAUGUCAGGAUUUGUUGGGAGUUUCACAUGGUUAUUCAAGUCAUAAAAAAGUUGAAACAAUCAUUGGUAUGUCAAAACAUGAACUUUUAAGAGAAGUAUUAGGAAUUAUAGCUGGUUCGAGAAACACUCAAAGAUUAUUUACUGAGUUUCAUGACCAAUUACAACAAAUGUCUUAACUAAACGACUGAUUAAUUAUUUAUUUUGUAAAAUUUAAAUUAUAUACACAUAAAUGUUUUAGUUAGUUUAAUUUAUUAUAUAAUAAUAUAAAAAUUUAAAUUAGAUACCUAAUAUUCAUAUUAUAUUUCACAAUUAAAAAAUAGAAU